Gasterosteus aculeatus aculeatus (three-spined stickleback) is the source of this 1950-nucleotide messenger RNA. RefSeq lists its product as uncharacterized. The record is from RefSeq and is a predicted model, not a curated record. Gene Ontology annotation, cellular component: nucleus. Gene Ontology annotation, molecular function: RNA polymerase II cis-regulatory region sequence-specific DNA binding; DNA-binding transcription factor activity, RNA polymerase II-specific. Gene Ontology annotation, biological process: regulation of transcription by RNA polymerase II. NCBI's taxonomy places the organism in Eukaryota, Metazoa, Chordata, Actinopteri, Perciformes, Gasterosteidae.
GAAACACUUCCGCUCCCUCCUUCGGUUUGCUGUUAGCUAACUGAUGUCACACCUAUUUCUUCUAAAGUGGCACUUUCAUGUAUUGUUAAACAUAUUAAAACAACCCACAACCAACUGAGCUUAUUAAUGCUAGCUGGUUAGCAUUAGCCGUUAGCCUCCGUCGAUUCAGGGGUGCAGAGUCAGCUGUUAGCCGACAGGAUGAGCUCCUCUGCGGGUCUGCACACACAGCUAGCCGCCGUCAUGGAGUCGCUGGUCCACGCGGCGGUGGCGGAGCUGAAGAAGCUGGUGGAGGACAGUUCCACCUUCCAGCUCCACCUGGAGAGCCGGACCGGAGAGGGGCCCCGCAGCCGGGAGAAGAUGGCGCAGUUUGCCUCUGUCAUGGAGACUCUAGGGAACGAGGCUUUGGGGAAGAUCAUAAAUGUGGUGGAUGAAGCCAAACUGUCACUGGAGCCUCCGUCGGGUUGGGGGGGCAGGAGACCCCGGACCAGUGUCCUCAACAUCCUCAACGACGCACACGUCGAGGCAGAGCACUCGUACGGAGUCCGACCCGAGACCCCCGAUGCUCACAGGCCCACUCAGACCAAACCAGAGAACGAGGUGACCGAGAACACGUUUGUCCCGGCGGUGACGGUCAAAGACGAACACCGCAACAUCAAGCCGGGAGCCAUCGCUGAGCGAGCUCGAGUUGAAGCCACCGACCCGGUGACCUCUGACCUCCAGCAGCCGGGGUUUGUUCUGCAGAGCGUCACGUGGAAAUACUUCUCGUGCGCAGCGUGCGGUAAAUCGUUCACGUCUCAGAGCAACCUGACAUCUCACCGCCGCGUCCACACCGGCGAGAAGCCGUUCGCCUGCGGGGUCUGCGGCCGGGCGUUUGCUCAGCGACAAAGUCUGCAGAGCCACGGCAGAACGCACACCGGCGAGCGUCCUUACGAGUGCCCACAGUGCGGCAAGCACUUUGCCAAGCAGACGCAGCUAAAGACGCACGCCGUCGUGCACACAGGGGAGAAACCACACGGCUGCGAGGUGUGCGGCCGGCGCUUCAACCUGCUGCAGAACCUGCAGCGCCACGCGCACACGCACACCGGCGAGAAGAUCUACGUGUGCAGCGCUUGUGGAAAAGGCUUCACCCGCGCCGUCAGCCUGAAGACGCACCAGCUCAUCCACAGCGGGCUGAAGCCCUUCCAGUGCGAGCAGUGCCCCAAAGCCUUCCGCCAUGCCGUCAACCUCAAGAACCACCAGAGGGUCCACAGCGGCCUGCGGCCCUUCUGCUGCGACCUCUGCGGGAAGACCUUCCGGCAGUCGGUGAACCUGAAGAUCCACCAGAGGAUCCACACCGGCGAGCGGCCUUUCGGGUGCCACGAGUGCGGCAAGACGUUCAGCCAGCAGAGCAGCCUGAUCUCUCACGGGCGCACGCACUCCGCCGAGCGGCCGUUCGCCUGCAGCUUCUGCGACAAGAGGUUCAACAACGCCAACAGCCUGAAGCUGCACCUGCGCGUGCACACCGGGGAGAAGCCCUACACCUGCGACGCGUGUGGCAAGACCUUCAGCCAGGGCAGCCACCUGAGGACGCACAAGAGACACGUGCACGCCGGCGGCAAGCAGUACAUCUGUGACAAGUGCGGGAAGAGAUACUCGGACCAGCGCAACCUAAAGCUGCACAAGUGCGGCUACGCGUGAGCGUUAAAUGGGGCGUUUUCUCAUUGGGGGUUGGUGCAGUUGGCGAGGAGGGGAAGGAGACCUUUUUAAGUACUACAGUACCCAUGAGCCUUUUGGUUGUGAAAAUGAACAAGUGAUGUCACCUGACACGAGCCUCGCCACUAAACAAAUCCUUCUGAUUGGUUGGAACUGCGUAGUUCUGCUGAAAUGGUUUGUACCUGAGUACAUCGAUGGUUUUAUCAUUUUAAAGAUACAUUUUUUAUUUGUUACAAAAUAAAUGGAUUCAACCUAUCA